Molecule: messenger RNA, 1017 nt
Organism: Protopolystoma xenopodis
Lineage: Eukaryota; Metazoa; Platyhelminthes; Monogenea; Polystomatidea; Polystomatidae
Source: the annotation of a GenBank genome assembly
AUGUUAAAAAAGCGUAAACGCCGCAAGGUCAAUCGGCGUCACACAGAGCCUGGUCUUGGGGCUAAUGAGAGUGCUUCUCCUGGCGGCGGUGGUAGUAGUGGUAGUGGAGUCGGUGGUACUCCAACUGGAGCUACGGGCAGUGGUGGAGGAGGCGGGGCCAAUAGUAACAGUGGUACUGCUGCUGGUGGUGGAUUUGGAAGUGGAGGAUUCGGUGGUGUCGUAAGUUCAGGAGUCGAUGGAAUUACCUCAGGCUCAAAUUUAAGGACUGUAGGUUCCCAUGCUGCUGUAGGCGUUGAUGAUGUUCCUUUACCUGUGCCCACUUCAUGUGAAGCCUCAGCUUCUUCUGGGGUCUGUCCUGGUGGUAUUGGCGUUGCGCCCUGUAAAGACAGUGUCAGGUCUGACUGGAUUACUACUUUCUCUGGGGCGGAUAGCAAGAAUCAAGUCAUAGAGACUGUUUCAAAUGUGAACACCAAUAUUCUUCCCACUUCCUAUCUUGCACCCUUCUCCACCACUGUGUCACCGCCCUCCUCAGCCACCUCCAUCUCUUCAUCCUCCUCUUCGUCCUCUCCCUCUGACGCCCCGAACUCCAGUCACUGUCCAGCAUCUCCUUUCGAUACUGGAGCUCUUUCUUUAUCUUCACCACAGCAGGCUACUUGGAUUCCGCGUCUUGAGAAUCCUACAGCAGUUGAUGUGGAUAACGGUGAUGCCGAUGUGGAUGAUGACGACGAUUCUCGUGAAACAGAAUCAGCUGAGCGAUCAAUUUCUUCUAGACUCCUAGCACCCUUAGCUUCUUCACCAAGACCGAAUCCACUACCACUUCGUGUUUCCACAUCUGGUCGAGAGAUAGGACCAAUACUGCCACAAAGAGCCAGAUCAAAGAUAUCUGGAAUAUCAUCCCCUCAAUCUUGCAACAUUACAGAGACCACUCCACAAUUAACAACAAUGCCCAGCCCAGAUUUGGCCGUUCAGCUAACUGGACAUGGAGAAACAUUUGAUGACAUUGAUGCAAUAAUGUAA